Messenger RNA from Rhagoletis pomonella (apple maggot), 225 nucleotides. Its product is annotated as glutathione S-transferase theta-1-like. Gene Ontology annotation, molecular function: glutathione transferase activity. The annotation marks the transcript as partial. The record is from RefSeq and is a predicted model, not a curated record. The transcript has 2 exons. Gene Ontology annotation, biological process: glutathione metabolic process. Lineage: Eukaryota; Metazoa; Arthropoda; Insecta; Diptera; Tephritidae. Gene Ontology annotation, cellular component: cytoplasm.
UUCGUCGCAGGUGAACACUUGACUGAAGAGUUCAAGCAAAAUAUCAAUCGUUUCCAGCGAGUGCCCUGCAUUAAUGAUGAUGGUUUCAAAUUGGCUGAAAGUAUUGCCGUGUUAAGGUACCUCAGCGCAAAGGGUAAAAUUCCCGAAUAUCUCUAUCCGAAAUAUUUCUUGGAGCAAGCGCGAGUGGAUGAAUUUCUCGAAUGGCAGCACAACACGUUACGCAUC